This is a messenger RNA of Aspergillus pseudonomiae, 2004 nucleotides long. RefSeq lists its product as uncharacterized. The record is from RefSeq and is a predicted model, not a curated record. NCBI's taxonomy places the organism in Eukaryota, Fungi, Ascomycota, Eurotiomycetes, Eurotiales, Aspergillaceae. Bases 57 to 1730 code for a protein of 557 amino acids. The transcript has 2 exons.
CUUUGCCUCCGCCUUCAAUCCUCCGACUACUUCCUCUCCGCACACUUUAGCACCCCAUGGAUUCUCAGGGUGACCUGAAUAUCACUAACCAUGAUAGUGUGUAUCCUGAUACUCAAGCACCCCACAGUCUUCUGUCGGCUCUGCUGCAGGGGGACAAUACCUAUCAGAAUUAUGAUUAUGUGACAUCUGAUGACCACAUAACAUCCCUCCCUGGAUAUGUGCAACAUGCACCACUCGAUAUCGGCCCUCUCAAUGAAGAGGCUGCGCUCCCCGAGACGCAGUUGAACGACUUUCUGGAUGAUGGGUCGUCCUACAGCUUUUACGACACCCACAAUAUUGACAUCUGGAAUGCAGCGGAGUUGCAGAAGCCGCAAUUUAUCAGUGAUUAUGAUGGACAGCUACAACAGUCACCUAGCAUAACAUCGACGCAGAACCUGAGUUUCUUUGAACCCGACAUGGCUUCACGAGAUUUUGAUAGCUCAAAUGCAAGUCUAUCUGGCAGCAGAAGUAACAGUCGCAGCCGAUUAACUGGAAGUUCUUUAUCAACGCCCAUAUCUAUCUUAUCAGAGAGCGGUAUGGAUCCGAUGCAGAGAUGGCGCGAGAGUCCUCCAGAAACCGAAGCAGCAUCUUUGUCGGCUAUAGCGGAUGCCUUGCGUACAAUGUCUACUCGUAGGCAUGUACGUUCGAGCUCAGGUGGAAGAGCGGAAUCUAUCGCAAGCCUUCAGAGCGGCACUAGUCUCUCUUCAAGCUCAGUUGCAUCGACCAGAUCAUCGAAAUCAGUCAGCCGCCGAAGUCCAGUACCCAAGUUCAGAGGCCGAGUAAGAAAGACACGCAAUGAUAUUGCCGUACAGACAAGCGACGUUCGGAUGUUCCAUUGUACGUUCUGUUGCGAUACAUUUCGAAGGAAGCAUGAUUGGACUCGCCACGAAAAAUCACUCCACUUAAACGUCGACCAAUGGGCUUGUGCCCCGUAUGGCGGUUCAAUAUUGUCCUCGACAGGCAGAAACCACUGUGCUUAUUGCAAUUUGCUCGAUCCGACUGACGAUCAUCUAGAGAGCCAUAACCAUAGCGCUUGCCGUAGCGCUCAAGAACCUCGUUUCUUUAGACGAAAGGACCACCUUGUACAGCACCUUCGAGGAUUUCAUAAUCUUAAGACUUUACCAACCAUUGAAGACUGGAAGGUGGAGCCCCCCUUAGUCACUUCUCGGUGUGGUUUCUGUGAUGAAAAGCUACCUUCAUGGCAGGCUCGUGCCGAUCAUUUGGCGGGUCAUUUCCGGCAGGGCUUGACCAUGAGCGACUGGAAAGGCGAUCAUUGCUUUGAGCCAUCCAUUGCGGCUCAAAUCAAGAAUGCCUUCCCCCCUUACCUCCUGGCGUCUGAAGCUAAGAGCAUGGUACCGUUCUCCGCGACCGACCCAGCGACACUCGAUCAUUUGUCCCAGAUCUAUCAACGGAAUGGAGAGAUAUAUUCAGAUCAACAACUGGAUGCUGUCGCCUCGGAGGGUGACCCGUUAUUCGACCUCACACCUACAUCUUAUAUGAGAUGGGUGACUUUCCGCCUAGGCCGUUUCGCACAACAGAGUAUCGCAAACGGUAUCUUUCCUACCGAUAAGAUGUUUCAAGAUGAAUCCCGGCGGCUGGUAUAUGGAGAUAAAGAUGCAUGGGAGCAAACCGUAGCAGAUAAUAACGAGUGGUUGGCAGCCUUUCGGAGGCAGUGCCUUCCACCGAUUUGAAUGGUAAAUGAUUGAUGCUCUCCAGUGCAGCGCCACAAGGACUUUUAUACUUAGCUUCCCGAAUAUUCUAGAUUAUCACCGUUUAUCCGAACCCAUUUCUUUAUACGUGAUAUGAGCGCGGUGACUCAGUGGGGCUCAGAGUACGUUGCACGGCUGCACCCUCUUAAAGGCACAUCGCUCUUCCAAUGUACUCGUAAAAUGAGCAAGAGGAAACCGAGAGGCCAGGUGGGGCAACUCGAGCUUAUUCUGAUACAGGCUUGUUGGCUAUUUGCUG